CCAGCAGGCACAAGUCAAAAUCAAUCACAAUUGGAAAAGGAAGAUUUUGAAAGGGGAGAAUGGAUUUGCUUAGCGUGAGUCCUCAACGGCUUACUUUUUAUGCCCCAUAUGAUCGCAGUCAAAGGCGUAUGCUCACCCUGCUGAAUCCCAAUAACAGGAAGGUUUUGUUUAAGAUAAAAUCGAAUGUGUGGCGGUACUAUCAUGUGAGUCCCAAUGCCGGCAUGAUAGAACCCUAUUGCUUCAUUGAGAUCCGCAUUAGUCUAAACUAUUUCGAUUUUCACGAGGAUCUGGAUCAACAUCACCGCUUCUGUAUCCAAUCCACUUAUGCUCCCCGAGAUCAGGUUAAUGGUGAGACAACGCUGGCCAUUUUCCGGCGAGUUUCCAGCCGUGAUAUCUCCUCGAAAAGCCUUCACGUUCGCCUUGAGGCAACACCUCUUUCACUGGCUAGUUGUGGACUGGAUUUACAAUCUCCUUUGGGUAAAAUGGUCCUGGAAAGGGAUCUACUGAAGCCGCUCUGUCCCAAAUGUCCGGAUUUUUUGAACGCACCUUUGGAACUGGAAAAAACAAAGGCAAACCGUCAUAUAUCCAAGCUUGUCAUUAUUGGUUCUUUGCUGAUGGUAUUUUUUACAGCAUAUAUGCAACGUAAACAAAUGUAUGAGGUGCUGAUGAACAACUUUUACCCUGAUAAAUUAGAGCCUUGAAAAAAUAUAACUGAAAAUUCUGCUGCUGA
Drosophila rhopaloa is the source of this 730-nucleotide messenger RNA. RefSeq names its product vesicle-associated membrane protein-associated protein B. Gene Ontology annotation, cellular component: plasma membrane; endoplasmic reticulum membrane. Gene Ontology annotation, biological process: endoplasmic reticulum membrane organization. NCBI's taxonomy places the organism in Eukaryota, Metazoa, Arthropoda, Insecta, Diptera, Drosophilidae. The transcript is spliced from 3 exons. Bases 60 to 701 code for a protein of 213 amino acids. The record is from RefSeq and is a predicted model, not a curated record. Gene Ontology annotation, molecular function: FFAT motif binding.